AUACAGACUGCUUCUACAAACAUUUGUGAAAGACUGUGCAAUAAGUCCACCUGUGAAAUUUCCUUUCUACUAAAUAUUCCACGGUCAACUGUUAGUGGUAUUAUAACAAAGUAGAAGCAACUGGGAACAACAGCAACUCAGCCAUGAAGUGGUAGGCCAUGUAGAAUGAUAUAGCGGGGUCAGCUAAUGCUGAAGCACACAUUGUGCAGAAGUCACCAACUGUCUACAGAGUCAAUAGCUAAAGACCUCCAGACUUCAUGUGUCCUUCAGAUUAGCCCAACAACAGUGCAUAGAUGCUUCAUUCAAUGGGUUUCCAUGGCUGAUCAGCUGCAUCCAAGCCUUACAUCACCAAGUGCAAUGCAAUGUGCCACAACUGGACUCUAGAGCAGUGGAGACGUGUUCUCUGG
Staurois parvus is the source of this 407-nucleotide messenger RNA. Lineage: Eukaryota; Metazoa; Chordata; Amphibia; Anura; Ranidae. The record is from the annotation of a GenBank genome assembly.